AUGUCUAAGCCCACAUACAAAGUCGGUAUCAAAGGUCUCUCGGAAGAAACUACAACUGGUGUCCACAAUUUAUACAAAAUGAUGAAAAAAAAUGAGCUUAAAGUUCCUGCUAUCAAUGUCAACGACUCUGUUACAAAGAGCAAGUUUGAUAACCUUUAUGGCUGCCGAGAGUCUCUUGUUGAUGGUAUCAAGAGAGCUACUGAUGUGAUGUUAGCUGGCAAAGUUGCUGUGGUGGCCGGUUAUGGUGAUGUGGGUAAAGGUAGUGCGCAAUCACUACGUGCUUUCGGUGCCAGGGUUAUCAUCACAGAAAUUGACCCCAUCAAUGCACUGCAGGCAUCAAUGGAAGGUGAGUAUCCACACCAGUAUGUUCUAAAAUUGGAUGAAGAAGUGGCAUAUGCACACUUGGAGCAGCUUGGUGUCAAGUUGACAAGACUGAGUGAUGAUCAAGCUUCCUACCUUGGUAUUCCCCAAGAUGGCCCAUACAAACCAAAUCACUACCGUUAUUAAAUGCCUUGCAACAGUGUUCAAUCCCCCCCAAAAUACUUUUUUUGUCUGCAUAAUUUGUGUAUGCAUGCACAAAAUGUUUUUUUUAAAACUAUGUAGAAUGGAAAAUGCAUACUCUUAAUUGUUGGGUUGGCUUCUGGGAAGGCUUUGCUCUAUAUAAAUACAAAACUUCUAUAUUUGGAACAAGACAAAAGUAAAUAUCACUGGGUUCUUAAGAUGGCAUUUCCUGUACAUUGUGGUGAAUAAAUAUUAAUUGGACAAUAAUGUGUAA
This is a messenger RNA of Saccoglossus kowalevskii, 775 nucleotides long. Its product is annotated as adenosylhomocysteinase B-like. Gene Ontology annotation, biological process: L-methionine cycle. The record is from RefSeq and is a predicted model, not a curated record. Gene Ontology annotation, molecular function: adenosylhomocysteinase activity. Gene Ontology annotation, cellular component: cytosol. Lineage: Eukaryota; Metazoa; Hemichordata; Enteropneusta; Harrimaniidae.